AUGCCUCCAAAAGUGAAUGAAUCUAUGCAAUACAGAGAGAACCGUUUGGAAACGUUUCAAGAUGGCUCUUUUCAAUAUAAGUCAAAACAAAAGCGAUACUGGACUCAUAGCACGCCCGAUAUUGUUCAAUUGGUUGACUGUGGUUUCUACUUCACUCCAACGAAAAUAAAUAACGACCAAAUAACGUGUGUCUGUUGCAGGAAGAAAGAAACUAACGUGGAAGGAAUAACAAAUAUCGCUGAUUAUCAUCUAACUAAUAACCCUCUGUGUCCUUUGGCAUUAAUUAUAUCAUCGCAGAUUAACCAUUUGUCGAAAAAUACUGAAGACUUUUGGUCACAUCAACCUCUAAAAUUCAGUGAUCCUUUAAGCAAAGAGUCAAUCGAUCUAAGAAAGAGAACAUUCGGUAAAUAUUGGAAAUAUGAUAAAAAUAAAGGAUCUACAACGACUAGUAUAACAUUGGCGAAAGCCGGGUUUUAUUACUGUCCACUAAGAUAUGGAAAUGAUAGAGUGCAAUGCGUUUAUUGCAAUUGCUCAUUAGAUACAUGGUUAUCUGAUGAUGAUCCAAUAGAAGAACAUAAAAAUAAUUCCAAAGGACCUUGUUAUUUCUUGGAGAAAGUCGACCAACCUAGACCUAGAUCAAGAUCUAAUUCUAGAUCUUUACUGGAGUCUGAAAAUAAAGAAAAUGAUGGAAAGAAAAUAGAGAACUUGAAUAUAAACAAAGCCCAUAAGACUACAUCUAUAGAAUCCAAUAUUAAGGGCUUGACUAUUCAGUCCGAUGAUGAUUCAACGUCGGAUGAAUUUGAAGAAACCACAGAAAGUGCUGCACUGUCUAAAAAGAUCGUACCUAAAGAUUCGCCGAAGAAAACAAGGAAAUCUUCUUCCAACAAUACUAAAUAUAAAACUCUUUCUCAGGACAAAACUGCUAUAUUAGAAGGUGAGUAUGAAUAUCUCACUGACGAUAAUCGAGAUGAUGAUGUUUCAGUUAAUGAACUGGCUGAUAUAAAUAGUGGUCGUAUGACACGAUCUAAACGUAGGAAUCUUGCUCGCGAAAAUAAUUCUAAGCAAGACUUUUGGGAACCUAGAGAUAUAGAUGAGGAAGAACCUGGUAAGGGUAAUGAUAAUGACAUUAGCGUUGGAUACGAUAAUAAUUACGAGAUCACAGGUAGUGAAGAACAGAACUACCGCAAAUUUAGGCAUUUAGACAAAAAAAAUGAAGAUGAAGAAGAGGAAGAAGAAGCAGAAGAAGCAGAAGAAGCAGAAGAAGCAGAAGAAGCAGAAGAAGCAGAAGAAGCAGAAGAAGCAGAAGAAGCAGAAGAAGCAGAAGAAGCAGAAGAAGCAGAAGAAGCAGACGAAGCAGAAGAAGAGAAAUCAAGUAGUGAUAAUAAUGAGAAUAGCAUUGAUACAAAGUACAGUCAUAAAUACGAGAUAACAAAUCAUAAUGAAGGCAUUAACUUACAUAAUGUUGACGAAAUUGAAGAAGGCACAUUAUCUUACACAGAUAAUGAUAUUGAAACUGAAAUUCCAAAGAAAGGCAAUUCAAAUAAAGACAGAGAAUUUCCUAGAGAUUAUCCUGCUAAGACAUCCAUUGUAAGUCAAAAAGCUUCAGAGAGACAAAAAGAGAAUAAAUCUCCUCGGAAGCUUGUAAAAACUAAAAGGGAGAGCGUGUCAAUAGAAUACACUGAUGAUGACGGUGAUGACGGUGAUGAUAAUAAUGAUAUAAAAGAUAUCGAUCAACUAGGUUCCGAUGAUUUAAAUGAAUUUGGUGAUAUUUCAUAUCAUCAGAGUCAAUCAGACUCUUCAGAUAAUUCAGCGCAUUCAAAUAUAAGCAACAAAACAGAAACCAAACGCAAGAAGAAUUAUAGAGAUGAAUCCCGAAAAGAGGACUUAGUAAAUGAAUCUAUCAGCAGUCGGACUAGACGGGGAAAUAAGCCUCGCCGAGUCCGCAAGCUGAAGGUUGAAAAGAAAAAUUUGGAUAAUCUCAAUAGUGAUACAGCUUUUGAUAGUGUUGAUAUAGAUGACAGUUCGAAGCUAGAUUUCAGUUUUCAAACGGAAGAUAGCGAUGAUAUAGAUUAUCAUGUAUUAGAUGAUAAAGAUGCUGAAUUAUCGGGCGAAAUACAACAAAGCGCAAAUGCUGAUAAAAAUGCUGAAAAGAUGAAGAAGCGGAGUCGUAAAGAAAUGAUAGAUAAUUUAUCCUUCGAUGAUGAGAGAUUUAAGCAGGUUCUUGAAUCACCUAAAAAAGCUAAAAAAUUAAAGAUUACGGAUAAGAGAUAUUCACCAUCACCUCCAAUAUAUGAUUUGUCAAACCAAAACAUAGGUGAUUAUCAAGAAGAUAAUAUUCAUUUUCUUGAGAAUGAUAUUAGACCGUCAAUUAGAAAUGGUUCGAUAAAUAAACCUGGAUCCCAGGUCCCGAUGAUAAAAACUGAGCAAUCCAAUGAGAAGACUAUGAGUGCAUCACCAAAGGUAAGUAAGAUGAGUUCCGGCUCACCAGGAAACUCUAAUAAUAUAAGGUCAGUAAAACUUAGAAAGAAAAACAAAUCUAAAGGGAAAAUGGAAUCUAAGAAAACUCAUAACAAUAUUCUAGAUAUGUCAUAUGAUGAUUCAUCGAAUGAUAUUUUUGAUAAUAAUUCAAAGCCAUUUACAUUUGAUAUUAGAAAUCCUUUAUCUAAACCUACAAAGAUGGACAUUAAUGAGACUGAUAACAGAGAAAGUGCUGAUUCUAUUUCAAAGCGUCAAAAAACUGAGUUUAAUUUAUCCAAAAGUAGGGAUGAUGUUGAGAGUUCUCAAAUUAAUGAUGUCUUACCAUCCGAUAUUCAGAAUAAACUUGUAAAUAAUAAGUCUAUAGACAAUGAGAUAACAGAAGCGUCAAAUCCACAAAAUUUAUCUAAAGAAAUACAAAAUUCCUCAGAAGUUAAAAGUAUGGAAGAUAUUGCUUCACGGCAAACGGGGGAUGCCAGCUCCGAAAAUGCAGUAAUUGAUAUGGAGGAUGCUAGUUUAGAAAAUGCAGAGAUAGGAGUGGAAAAUGCUGCUAUACGGGAGGGAGAUAGGAGCGUGGAGAAUAGCAUGUCUCAUGAAAUCUCAACAGUGAAUACUGAUGUCAAGAUUUCUCCUGUUAUGGACUUAAAACUUGACCUGAAAAACGAACAUAGCUCACUCGAGGAUGACAGUAUUAUCUUAUCAGACAACCCUAAUGACUCGACGGUUACGUCAAAGCCCAACCGAUUUUCAACCGAUGAUCAUAUUCGGAUAGAUAAUACGGAAUCUGUAGUUGCGAAAAACCUGGAGGAAAGCGAACUUCAGCAAAAAACAGAUGAUGUACAUAAAGGCACAUCUAGUAAAGAGGGAUAUUUGAUUGAAGAUAAUAAAGCUGGUAAUGGCGGUCAUAACGAAUUGCCAAAUAUGGAAGAAGCGCCUGUUCCACGGGAAAAAACUAUAGCAAUAUCAAUGGCUAAGUUACUGCAGCAGAGUAACCGCAAUGAACGAUUAGGGUCCCAGUCUGCUUAUGACGAAUACAUUCAAGAUAUGAAUGAAAUGAAUAAUGAAUUGAGAUCCUCCAACGCAUUUUCAAGUCCAAGCAAAGUGUCUAAUAAAUCAGAACGUGUGGACAAUUCAGCAGUAACAUCCAUUUGGAAGGAAAUCUCGAAAGGAAAUAGUGUUACACGCAGCCCGAGCAAGGAGGAAACACAUCUGCGCUUGGCGGAAAAGGAAGUAGAUCCAACCAAAUUUGUGCCAAAUCCAAAUAACAAUAAUGUAGAGACGGAUAGUAUCCCAAAAAACGAAAUAUCAAAGCCGCUUCGUGCAUCAUAUAGUGCAAUUGAAAGAUUUUCUGGGAACUUCACCAAUCUUUUAGAAUCAAGCACUCCCGAGAAGAAGAAAGAGACGUUGGAUCCUGUACCGGCAACCACGACACCGCAGGUUCCAUUAGAAUGGGUACCUGUAUCGUUAUCAAAUCUUUUGGAUAAUCUACAAAAUAUGGAAGCUGCAUCGGAAUAUUUAAACAAAAGUCUAAACUCAAAAUAUGAUCUACAUGAUGACUAUGAUGGUGAACUUACAAAUUUGAUAUCAAGCAUGCCAGAGGAUGAGGAGAAUAUGACCAUACAAGAAUGGGUAAAGCAUAAUGCAACAAAUUGUCAUAAGCUAGCUAAGCAAACAUGUAAUGAGAUGAUCGAAGUAUACAGAGCUGAGUACCUAAGGGCGAUAAAAACCCUUGAACAGAUGCCUACCAGCGAUUAA
Messenger RNA from Debaryomyces hansenii CBS767, 4230 nucleotides. RefSeq lists its product as uncharacterized. Lineage: Eukaryota; Fungi; Ascomycota; Pichiomycetes; Serinales; Debaryomycetaceae. The transcript has a single exon. The record is from RefSeq and is a predicted model, not a curated record. Bases 1 to 4230 code for a protein of 1409 amino acids.